CGCAGAAGCAUUGUUUCUGCGACACGCAAGAAAGAAAUACAAAAGACGACAAAUAUGUCCAAUUAGAAGUUAUAUAUAGUACUACCACAGUACUUGUUACUCACCAGCGAAAGCUGCAGCGCAUGUUGGUGUCUGCGCUCACAGUAUCGACUUGAACCGUAUUUACUAUUAUUUCAUUUGCUGUUCUCUAACGACGGUGCUCGCGGAGCCACUAUAUUUUUGCAGUGUUAUGAUGACUGAAUCUGAAACUAUAACUAAUCAAACGCGAACCCGAAACGCGAACGCCACGGCUUCUUCAUUGGCAACCACUAGGAAUAAAGAAGCAUUCUCAGUAGAAAGCACUUCCACCGAACUUGAAGAUGAUAGUGAACAAUUGGUGUUUUGCUUGCGAAGUGUCAUAUCAGAAUGAGGCGGUUUUCCCCUCUUCGGCACCCACCAGCAUUGUAUAUUUGGAAGUUCUUAUUUUUGCGACAAAACACAAAGACACCGACUUUCCUCACGAACAAGAAACACUCCGCUACGAGUACAAACUGUGUAUCAAAAAGCAAUGCCAACAACGAGCCUUGAGAAAAUAUCUAACGACAACGAGCUGCUACCUUAGAGAUAGUCCACCAAAAUUUAAUACGAAGAUUACAAAUUAUUAUUAUCACGAUAAAAACUUUUCCGUUCCUGUCCACCCUGCGCCUGUAACUACGUACUUGUUACUCAAAAAGAAGGCCGCGAGGACCUGCACCUGCUGGAAGCAACAACUUUUUCGCAGCGUAGGGAACGAAGUAGAAUAGGGAAGAGCAAAAAUAAGCGUAGCUUGCGAAACGCAAACUGCAUCCGCGAGCACAUGCUUUCAGCACAGCAGAAGAGUUAAUAUUUAUUAGCCACUGGUGGGUAAUCUCUCGGUUCCGGUUGUCCUUGUGCUGUUGGUAUGGACAGACCUUUUUUGCCUGUCAUCAGAGGUUUGCUCAGCGUCAGCCCCUCGGCGCUUUUUCUUGCAACCCUUUUUCAGCGACGGCACCAAACGGCUUUGUCCUGUAUCGAUUCGACAUCCCUUUUUCUUCUACUCUGCGGUACUUCUAUGCUGUGCAGCAGCCUGUUCCUGCUAAUUUUGUGUCCGCGACUCCAGGACCACCUGCACCGUCGAGCUGUCCUGUUUGUCGUGUGAACCGAUUGUGAACAGGAGGAACCGGGCGUGGUUUUGAGUCGUGUAUCACUCAGACUCACUGGACAAUGAGCUCAAAAUAGGUCUGCACUGCGACGCCAACGAACAGAGGAAAAGUAAAGAAUAAAAACGAAGAACAAAAAUUAAUGAGCUCAAUUUUAUUUAUUUUUCAUUUUCUAAUUCUAACCGGCUCCGGCAGUCGCAGUAGCAGUACAACUACAAUUGGAACCUCUUUGCGCCAGAGAUCAUGCUAAGGCUAAGGGCGGAGAACUGUCGCUGUCGAUUUUUUCUGCUGGUUAGGUAAGUAUAGUACAAAUUAGAUUACGUACAAUAGAAGCGCAGCUGCAAGGAAGUACUAUGUUGACCACGAUAUUGGCCGGGAAGAAGUCAAACAAAAGUUGUGAGGAAGGAAGGCGGCGCAAGAACAGCGACAUAAUUGUGCAGCGACUUGAAAUCUCAAUUACGAUUUCUACUUUCUCUCUGUUGCAGGACUAUUCACUCUACCUUGAGACACCAGAAUUUGAUGAAGCGAUUGGAUUGACACAAACGACAGGAGAGAGAGCAAAGGAAGUGAGGCACAGUCCGCAGCUUUUUAUGUUUCUCUUGUUCUGGGCACUGAAACAGUCGAAGUAUGCGUAUGCGUAAUUGUAUUUGUAUUUUUAAUUCUUUUGCAGAUCGCAACAUUAUUCUUGAGUCUAGAACAGGGCAACUAGAGUUGCAGGCCUAAGAACAAGUCGUCGCGCGAAGACGCUUGCCAAGCAACACGAACAGGAACGAACAAGGAUAAGCAGGAGAAUGAACUCUCGCAACUUUUAUUUUGCGAUUUCGCUUCGUUAUUGUUUCUUGCCAUUGAC
Molecule: messenger RNA, 2007 nt
Organism: Amoebophrya sp. A120
Lineage: Eukaryota; Dinophyceae; Syndiniales; Amoebophryaceae
Source: the annotation of a GenBank genome assembly